AUGGCCAGUGUGAAAACCAAACGUGGAGACCCCAAGCACAUCUCCCCAGAAGUCCUGCCGCCGACGGGGAGAAAUCCUGCUCGCCGGAAAGGAGGUAGCCCUGUUGCGAUCUCAUCGUACUUCAACCGCCCUCAGGGUUUACCGGGGGCAAACCGUUGCCAUGGGCGAGAACUUGUGCCCACUACCUACUCUUUCCUAGGAAUUUUGGGCAUUAGGAUACUCUUGCCACCUUCUGGUAAAACUGGACCCAUCUUGGGGCGCGUCUGGGACGGGGCAGCCCUUUUACCCCCCGCGGGGGAGGGUGUGUCGGGGGGGCCUUUUAAAGGGCCUGCCUUAGGGCAUCCCCCGGGAUAUCCGGGUUUGACCCUCCCCAGUGUUUGCCUGCGUGGCACCCUUGUGAAUGGGAACGGGAGCCUGGAGGUUGAGCGUCCCGUGCACGAGUCGCCCUGGGCUAGAAACCCGCCUUUUUGGUCCUCUAUUCGGCAAGACAGGGGGCCUGACCAGGCCCGGUCAGACAGCCCUUUUACCUUGGCGAGUGAAAGGGGCCCAGACCAGGGGCGCCCCCCUGAAGCCUUACGUGCCCCGGGUGGCAAAAAAAACCCCCGAGCACGGAUGACACGUCAUGCCUGCUCCCCAAGAGGGGACAAGACGAAAAAAUCAUGUAAAAACAUGUCUGUCCACCAGAUGGCUCUCGGCUGGCCCCCUCCAGGCCAGACCCAGCCGGGAAUCUCGAGCCCCCCUCGCAAACCCCUGAUAAAUCAGGAGCACCAGCUGAACCAGCCGAAACAGCGGUGCCCCCACAGCAACCCCCAAAACCCAAAAGGGGGACCGAAAGGGCCCGGGGCCGGGUCCGACUCUGAGGGCGAGUCGGGACCCCCAAGGCUUUCCCGAAAUUAA
This is a messenger RNA of Penaeus monodon (black tiger shrimp), 897 nucleotides long. Its product is annotated as basic salivary proline-rich protein 2-like. The coding region runs from base 1 to 897 and encodes 298 amino acids. The transcript has 4 exons. The record is from RefSeq and is a predicted model, not a curated record. NCBI's taxonomy places the organism in Eukaryota, Metazoa, Arthropoda, Malacostraca, Decapoda, Penaeidae.